CAACUCUCCAUCGACCCUCACCUCCUCUACAUUCCCUCUCUCAGUCUCGUGACAGGUAACGACGAAAGGGUUGUUCGAAACGCACAGACCUACCAAAAGCGUCCAACAAACAAUUGUUUGUUGUUGGGGACCCCGUAACCGUCUCGUACUUUGCAAAACUACGGUCCGUGGUCCGCGGUGGUCCAAGCGUCUAGCGUCUUUCACUCUGAUCUAACGCUUGACUUCCUUUCUUACCACCCGGCCGACUACCGACUGUGCCGGCUCUCGCUUUCACCCUCCCCGGUCCACUUGCACUUUGUCAAUACUACUCUCCCCUUUCCUACCCCCUUUCAUCUUGUCUCAAUUUCCCCUCAUAUGCUCUGAUUCUACCUACCUUGAAACUCACAUUCUUUCACCCACAUCCUUAUAAUCCAAAGAGCUUUCAACGCUCAUCACGCUCAUUUCAAAAACACACACCUCUACGGAACUUGCCUCAAUUGCCGCAACAAAAACGAUGCUCGGACUCGCGAAACUGGCUUUGGUCGGGUUGACCUCUUUACACUCUGUUCAUGCCGCCACCGCCGAUGACUGGCGAGGUCGAUCACUUUACCAAAUCAUAACAGAUCGAUUCGCCCCUCCGUCCGAUACCGCCCCAGCUCGGACAUCCCCUCUCCCCUCAACAUGCGACCCCUUGGCACAAACAUGGUGCGGAGGUACUUGGUUAUCCAUCAUCGACAAACUCGAUUACUUGCAGGGGAUGGGAAUUGAUUCUAUUUGGAUCUCACCUGUUUCUCGAAAUAUUGACGUGUACACACCCUACAAUUAUGCCUAUCAUGGGUAUUGGGUCAAUGACCCGACGACAUUGAACCCGCGAUUUGGUACCGAGUCUGAUCUUCUCGCGCUGUCAUCUGCAGUGCAUGAAAGAGGAAUGUACCUCAUGGUCGAUAUAGUGGUCAACAACAUUCCUUCACUCAGCGUAUCAGCCUCACUCUCUUCCUCUUCUUUGGUGGCGGACAAUUCGUAUUGGACAGAUCCGUCUGAUUUUCACCCUCAAUGUUGGAUAGAUUACAGCAAUGCUACUUCCGUUGAGUACUGCUGGCUCGGUGACGACAAGCUCCCCCUGAUGGACGUCAACACUGAGAAUCCCAAUGUUGUUCAAACACUCCAAUCGUGGAUCGCAAACUUCACCAAAGCAUACACCAUCGACGGUCUUCGUAUCGACGCUGCGAAACACAUUCCCGGGGAUUUCUGGCCUGGAUUCUGCGGAGCCGCAGGUGUGUUCUGUACCGGUGAGGUAUACGGUUCGGACAUAGGUUUCGCCUCUCAAUUCCAAACCCAACAAUGGAUGGAUUCUAUCCUCGGUUAUCCUCUGUAUUACUCCUUGGUGAACGCUUUCGGGGCCCCGAUGGCUAACAUGAGCGCUUUUGUCGAUAUUGGUAAACAAGUUUUAUCUUCUUUCCCUCAUCCGGAAUACUUAGCGAAUUUCUUGGAAAACCACGAUUUGCCAAGAUGGAGAAAUACAACGGUCGACCCUCAGUUGGCUUACAACGCUAUCGUCGCUCAACAUAUCUUUGAUGGGAUUCCUUUGAUUUAUUAUGGACAAGAACAAGAUUUCGGAGAUGGUGCGGCUGAUCCAUACAAUCGUGAAGCUCUUUGGCCUUCCGAUUAUGCAAAUACGACCACAUAUCAACGUAUAGGUCGUUUGAACAAGAUUAGGAAAGCUGUCAUUGCCAAUAAUACACAAUAUGCCGGACACAACUUUCUCGAUUCUCGUGCGACUUUCAUAGCUUCAUCGAAUUAUGACGUCGCGUUUAGAAAGGGACCUAUAUUGGCAGUCUUGACUAAUCGAGGGAGUCCGAGUCAAAAUGCGACGUUUGGAGUUGGACAGACGGGUUUCACGAGUCAGUCUGAUAUUGUCGAUGUCUUAUCGUGUAGUUUGUGGACCGUAGGAUCCGAUUCCACCAUUUCAGUCUCUUACGCUCCUCCCGGAUCAGGUGGAAUGCCCUACUUAUUCAUGACACAAGCAGAUGUCAUAGCCACGGGUCUUUGUUCCAAUUUAAAAAGUCAAACAUAUACAUCUUCCGAACCUACUCAAACUUCUUCAUCUCCUUCUCUUCAUCUCUCAUUCGGGUUCCUUUUCUCCGUAUUGUUCGGAUCAUUAUUGUGCCUCUUCGGAUCAUUCUUUAGUUUCGGUCCUUAUUCUUUAGGCAUCUUUUCAUGAUUCCAAACCCGACAUUCCACAUAAGUCACUCUUCCAUCUGAAUGAAAUAUGAUGGUCGAAAAAGUUGUGGAUACCAAACGCUUAGGGAGGAACGAUUUGUGUAGGUUAACGAGGGAGAUGAGGACGGAGGGGGAAUUCCGACAUGACAGUAAAACGCAACACACCACGAACAUUUGCCAUCCAAACAUUGUACCAACACCAUAAUUCAACAAAAGAAUCAAUCACAAAUCACGAAUUCCAAACUAUCUCCCAAUGUCAUUGUCAUUGUCACGUUGCCAGAUGCUGAUGCUGAUGCCUGAGGGAAAAGUAGGAAUAGGGGGAAAGAAUGUUGUAUUAGCUCUUUUGUUGUAGCUUUUAUCUUCUUCUGGGGGUUUCUUUGACCCAGAAAGAAGGGGAUGAAUAGGGAUGAGUCUUG
Tremella mesenterica DSM 1558 is the source of this 2615-nucleotide messenger RNA. RefSeq lists its product as uncharacterized. Gene Ontology annotation, biological process: carbohydrate catabolic process. The transcript has 6 exons. Lineage: Eukaryota; Fungi; Basidiomycota; Tremellomycetes; Tremellales; Tremellaceae. The record is from RefSeq and is a predicted model, not a curated record. Bases 494 to 2200 code for a protein of 568 amino acids. Gene Ontology annotation, molecular function: calcium ion binding; alpha-amylase activity.